CCUCCGUCAUCAUAGUAUAUAUCAGUUCUAAGCUCUAUCCUCAUCAUCCCACCAAGCCAAUCUCUUUGAAAAGGAUUCACUUCCUUGACAGCCAACCCCCUCCCCCCCAACCUCUUUCCCGUCAUCUGAAUCGUGAAAGAUUUUUUUUCAUUUAUAACCAAGUUGCGAAUAAAAAAUACACUGUCAAGCAUAGUUAAUAUUAUCGAUAAAUGGGUUCAGAAGGGACUUCAGUGACAACAAUUCAUGUUACUGGAUUCAAACAAUUUCAUGGGGUGUCAGAGAACCCAACAGAAACAAUUGUAAGAAAUCUGAAGGGGUAUAUGCAGAAGAAAGGAUUGCCAAAAGGCCUUGUUCUUGGGAGCUGCAAUGUUCUCGAGGUUGCGGGAGAGGGGGCACUUGCUCCUCUUUAUAAUAUCUUGGAGUCAGCUGCAGCGGGCCGCGACGGUGAAUCCUCAAAUGCUGGGCGAGUUAUUUUGAUCCAUUUUGGAGUUAACAGUGGUUCAACAACGUUUGCUAUUGAGAACCAAGCAAUCAAUGAAGCUACUUUUCGUUGUCCAGAUGAAUUAGGAUGGAAACCUCAGAGAGUCCCCAUUAUCCCUUCAGAUGGAGACAUUUCACGAACACGAGAGACUUCUCUUCCAGUGAAUGAGAUUACCAAAGCCUUGGCAAAAAUGGGAUACUUGGUGAUACCAUCAGAUGAUGCUGGCCGAUUUGUGUGCAACUAUGUUUACUAUCAUUCACUCCAGUUCGCAGAACAACAUGGCAUUAAGUCUCUUUUUGUACAUGUUCCUCUUUUUCUGACAAUCAACAAGGAAACCCAGAUGCAAUUUGCUGCUUCCCUUUUGGAAGUACUCGCUUCCUUGCCCUAGUACCUUGAUCAUCUUCUGUAACAUUAGUUCCCUCUUCAAAGCUGUUGGGAUUUAUGGCGAACCAAGGUGUCAGGCAUCAUUGGUAAGGAUGCUCAUUUGCUUGUUAGACCAAAAUUGUCUCUCUUGAAUAUAAUAAUCGUGAUUUGGUUGAUUUGGUCAGUCUUCUACUCAUGUGUCUUGGAUAGAUGGUCAAUGGAAUAUUCAUGUUUGAUACAAGCAAUGUACGGUUGCUUGAGGGUGUAUAUAUUUGUGAUCAGAUUUUGCUCGAGUUUGUGCAUCCUGCAAAGAACUCUGUAUUUGCAGAAGCAAAUGUGGAACAAGUUGUGUCAUUUCUGCUGA
Molecule: messenger RNA, 1208 nt
Organism: Phoenix dactylifera (date palm)
Lineage: Eukaryota; Viridiplantae; Streptophyta; Magnoliopsida; Arecales; Arecaceae
Biological process (GO): proteolysis
Cellular component (GO): cytosol
Molecular function (GO): pyroglutamyl-peptidase activity
Source: RefSeq, a predicted model, not a curated record